UUUGUUUUUCAAUUGUUCAAUCAAAUAACUCAAAUUUAGAAUCGUUAGAAGAUUUAUAUAGACUUUAAUAGACUUGCAAUUGUCGUCCACUUUCAUCCACUUUGCUUUUCGUGGUCGAUAAAAUGCCGAUUUCUUUGAAAGUUAUUACGCUUUUCAAUUUUAAAUCGUUUAAAGGCAAAAUAGUAAUCGAUAAUAUCCAGCCUUUUACGGCUAUUAUUGGUCCGAAUGGAUCCGGAAAAUCAAAUAUUAUGGAUGCUAUAAGUUUUGUAUUAGGGGGGAAGUUAAGUGCUUUGCGUGUUAAACAUCUCAAUGAACUUGUACAUGGAGCUUUCAUUGGAAAGCCAGCAAUAGAAGGUGCUUAUGUAACAAUAAUAUUUUUAACGGGAGACCAAAACCAAGAAAAAAGUUAUACAAGAUCAAUACAAGAGAAAGGCAGUCAGUACAAAAUAGAUAAUAAGAUUGUUACCAGAGACUUUUAUAUGACUGAAUUGAAAGAAUUUGGUUUGGACAUAAAAGCAGGGAACCUUCUGGUACCUCAGGGCUAUAUACAAUAUUUUGCAACAAUAAACAUGUCAAAAGAAUUGACUAUCAUGUUUGAAGAAAUUAGUGGUUCCAAUGUAUACAAAGCAGAAUAUGAAAGAUUACAAUUAGAACUCUUGGAAGUAAAUCAGGAGAUACAUUUUGCGUAUCAAACAAAAAAACAGCAAUUAAGAAGAAAGAAAUCUGCUAUAAUAGAAAAGACAGAAGCAGAAAAAUAUUUACAGUUCCAAAAACAAUAUAUGGAAGAAAAAUUAAAAUUUCAAUUAAUACAGUUGAUUUUCAUGAAAAAAGUAAUUGAAUCUUUACAAAAUGAGCAAAAAGAAAUCAAAUUAAAUGUAGAUGAGCAUUUGCAGUACAAGGAAACUGAAAUGACUUUAUUAAAACAUACUAAAUUAAAAGUUAAACCAUUAUCUGAUUUAUUGAAUGAAACUGAAGAGAACAUCAUAGAACUUAAAGAUAAUAUUCGAAAAAAGAAGGGAGAAUAUACUAAUGUUAAGAAUCAUAUUGAAUAUUGGCAAAAAAAACGUAACGACGCUCGCACGUCUCUGGAUAGUGCGAUAAAAGCGCUUAAUAAUUAUGACGAAGCUAUCCAAGCAUUAAAAAAUGAAUUUGAUAUAUUAAAAGAAUUAUUAAAAAGAACAGCAUCAUCAAAGAAUGAUAUUGUAGAGCUCCAAGAUUUUCAGGUUAAACGUUAUAUGAUUUUAAAAACUGAAGUUGAGAAUCAAGCAAAAGAUUUUAUAAAUCGUAUAAAUGAUUUGAUGCAUGAUCGACAAACUGAUCAAUAUAAACUUGAUAAUGAAAAUAGAAUUAAAGAGGAAUUGGAAAAUAAAGUAAAAAUUGAAACAAUAAGAAAAGAACACUUCAAAAAGCAAGUUGAAGAUUUACAAAAAGAUAAAUCAAAUUUAAUGGGAAAAAAUGAGGAAAGGCAAAGAUUAGAAAAGGAAAUUAGGGAAACACAGGAGAAAUCUUUAAAAUUAAAAAACGAUAUUGCAAAGAUUUCAGAGAAACUUGCCGAAGCUGAUAUAAAUAAUGACAUUAUUUCACAGCAGAACAAGAAAGCUGAAAUAAUAAAAAAUUUAAAAGAAUCUUUUCCUGGCGUGUACGAUCGCUUAGUUAAUCUUUGCAAGCCUAUUCAUUCUCGUUAUAAUGUUGCGGUAACUAAAAUUUUUGGUGGAAAUAUGGAUGCCAUUGUCGUUGAUACUGGACAUACAGCAAGGCAAUGCAUUGGUUUUUUAAAGCAGCACAAAAUAGGCGUUGAAAGAUUCUUACCGCUUGAUUCAAUAAAAGUGAAACCUAUAAAUGAUAGAUUACGUAGUGCACUAGAACAGACAAAUAGUAAAUUGUUAUAUGAUGUACUGAAGUUAUCAUUUAUGGAAAUAGACAAGGCAGUUUUAUAUGUCACUAAAAACACUUUAGUUUGCGAGACUGCUGAAGAUGCAAGAAAAAUGGCAUUUGAAAGUGAUCGCCAUUAUAAUUGUGUUUCAUUAGAUGGAUGUUCUUUUCAUACAAGUGGUAUUAUAUCUGGAGGAUUGACAGCUCUUAUUACAAGAGCAAACCAAUGGGAAAAUAUACAAUCUUUAUCUGUACUGAAAGAACAGAAGAUACAAUUCAAGCAAGAAUUAAUAAAUCUGCCUAACAUUUCUCGUAUGCAAUCUGAUUUUGAUAUAAUUAAUAAAAAUCAACUUACUGUUGAAAUGGAAGUUAUUGAGAAGGAUAUAAAAGACAUUAAGGCAAUAUCGAAAAUUCAACACGAUAUGCAGAAAAAGCAUGAAAAGAUUAAAACCAUAGAGGAAAAUAUUAAUGAAAUUAAAAACAGAAUUUUCGUUGAUUUUUGUAAAGAAGUUAAUGUGCCAAAUAUUACCUAUUAUGAGCAGAAUUUAUGCAUAUAUAAAGAGCAGUUAAACAAGCAAAUGGAAAAUAUAAACCGAAAAAAUUAUAUUGACAAUCAAUUGAAGUUUGAAAAGGAGAAUGAUAAAAGAGCUGAAUUUAAAGAAAAAAUUUCGAGGUGGAAGGACAAAUUAAAGCAAGCUAAUGAAGAAUAUGAAAAAGCAUACAAGCAAGAAAAAAAUAUAAAAACUGCUAUUGAACAGGAAGAAACGAAAAUGUUAGAGUUACAAAACGAUUAUAAAACAAAAAAAAAUUAUUUAGAGGAUGUAAAAGAAAAAUUGGAUCAAUGCAGAUCACGAAUUGGCGUUAUCUCAAAAUUAUAUUUAGAGAAUCAAAAGGCAUACAUGGCUAUACAGAGUAAAAUAGAACAGAAAAAAGCAAAAUGUGAAACUAUACUUAAAGAAUGCAAGCUAGAAGACAUUACUAUUCCAAUAUUAUCAGAGACAAUACAUGAAAACAGUUCAAACUCAAAUUUAAGCCCAGAAUCAUUGAAUGUUUGGGACGUAAUAAUGAAUAUUGAUUUCUCACAAAUUUCCGAACAUAUCCGUAAUAGUACAACAGAUUUGCAAAAUAUUAUUGACCAAUCUAAAAUAAAACUUAUAGAGAUUCAGAAUGAACUUCAAACCUUACAAAAACCUAAUCUUAAGGCUCAUAAAAAAGUCGAUUUGAUAAUACAGCAGAUAAAAGAUAUAAAUAAGAAACAUGAAGAAUUACGCAUAAGAUCUAAUAAUAUAGGCAAACAAUUCGAGAAGGUUAAAACAAAAAGACACAAACUGUUUUCGGAUUGUCUGGAAUGCAUUACUGCAGAAAUAGAUUCUAUAUACAAAAACUUGGCUAAUGACGUGUCGGUUCAAGCAUUCAUUAUACCAGAAAAUCCCGAGGAGCCGUACACAAGCGGUAUAAAUUACAGCUGCAUACCAUCGUCUAAACGCAUUCAGCCAUUACAAUAUCUAUCUGAUGGGGAAAAAUCAAUUGCUAACUUGGCGCUUCUAUUUGCAAUUUUGCGUUAUAAACCAAUACCAUUUUUUAUUAUGGAUGAAGGUGAUGCGGCAUUAGAUAAUGUAAAUAUUAACAAGCUUAUUCGCUUCAUUCGAUCCGAAACGAAUAAUAUGCAAAUUAUCGUGAUAACUUUAAACAAACGUCUGGCUUCUCAUGCCGACAUACUUAUAGGAGUUACCACUCAAAGACGCUCCUCGAUGAGGCCGCAGACUCUAGAGCUGGUCACGGGGCUCCUCGUGGUCCAGCUGCUGCUGCUAUCAGAUCAAGUAAACGCUGUGAGAAAUCGGCCCAGGAAACAACGGUCCAGGUCAGAGCAACCGCAGUCGCAGCAACCUGUUACCGAUUAUAAUUACGAUUACUAUGAGAAUUAUGACGACUACGAAGAAAAGAACGAGACCACAACAUUGUCACCUCCUGUGAUACCAUCAUCAAGCAUACAAGUUUCGGGAUUGUCCACAUCGUCGAUAGAAAGUACAGUGUCUUCGUAUAGACCAGAAAAACCUACAGAUUUGCCAGCUCCAACGACAACUUUAUUUUAUAAUCGUGAGUUAGAGCAGACUAAUGUUACACCUGAAAAGGAUCAUUCAGUUCCGUCCACGGAAAUUUUACCGGGUGAAAGUAACGUGUACAGUUCUGUGGCUAUACCUGGCCUACGAGGUGAACCUGGUCGACCUGGAGAUGUUGGUCGUCCGGGUGAUGCAGGAUAUCCUGGACAACCCGGAAAUCCCGGGAUUCCAGGACCACCUGGUCUUCCAGGAGCUGUACCUGACGUAUCUCUAUAUUAUCAACAAUUGGCUUUGUCUCAAGCGAAUCAAGAUAAAGGCCCAACAGGUGUAGCUGCAUCAUUGUAUGGACCAGAAGCAUAUCCUUAUAUUCAAGCGCAAGUAGGCCCUAUAGGUCCGCGAGGUCCUCCAGGUCCAACCGGUGCUCCAGGUCCUCAAGGUUUCCAAGGUACACGCGGUGAAGCUGGUGAACCAGGAUCUCCAGGUUCUCCUGGUACGCCAGGUCCUCGAGGUUUACCAGGAUUACCUGGAAAAGACGGUACUAGUGGAGAAGAUGGUGAAACCGGUCCGCCAGGAUCACCUGGUACCGUAGGGCCACGUGGUCUUUCAGGUAUGCCUGGACUUCCAGGAAUAAAAGGCCAUCGUGGUUUUCCGGGUCUAGACGGAGCAAAAGGUGAGCAAGGAAUUUCUGGUGAAAAAGGAUCUAUAGGCACACCAGGACCAAUGGGGCCGAUAGGUCCAAUGGGGCCAGCGGGGCCGCGUGGUGAGAGAGGCAGAGAGGGUUCAUCUGGCUCUCCUGGAUUGAGAGGCCUUGAUGGAGUUGUGGGACCGCCCGGGCCACCCGGUGCUGCGGGUAAACUUGGCUCACCAGGUUUUCCAGGCAUUCCUGGACUUAAGGGUGAUCAAGGAUCACCAGGACCGAAAGGAAGUCAGGGUUUGCAAGGUCCGCGAGGCGAAAGUGGCCGUCCAGGACAGCCUGGCGAGACAGGUUCGCAGGGUGCUAAAGGCAAAGAUGGAAGUCCCGGCGAGAAAGGAGAUACCGGAGCGAUAGGAUCGGUUGGUUUGCCUGGACUUCCGGGUGCUUCAGGUCAACCCGGAACAUCGGGCAAUCCUGGUAUUCCUGGAGCCAAAGGAGCAGUUGGCUUUCCUGGUGAAAGGGGUUUUAAAGGCGAUUCUGGCGUGAAAGGUGACACAGGAAUGCCCGGUCCGCGGGGACUUCCGGGACCUCCUGGAAACGAAGGCAAGAGAGGCAAUAGAGGAAUGCGUGGAUCGAUUGGCGCCGCGGGACCUCCUGGAGAACGCGGUGCACCUGGAAUGCGUGGGCUUCCUGGGCCGGAUGGUCCUGUCGGACCUCAUGGACAACCGGGUGAUCGUGGUCCAGCAGGAGCUAUCGGGCCGAAAGGAGCCACUGGGGAUCCCGGACGACCUGGACCGCCAGGGUUACAAGGUUUGCGCGGUUUAAUGGGUAGACCAGGAGCUUCUGGAAAACCGGGCAAUCCUGGCGAACGUGGAAUUCAAGGUGCAGAUGGCAAGCCCGGAGAACAGGGUCCGCUUGGACCGCAAGGUCUAUCAGGACCAUUAGGAGUACCAGGAGAGAGAGGAUAUCCCGGAGAACCUGGAAAAGACGGUGAGCCUGGCAAUCCGGGAUCGCCCGGUCCAAGGGGAGAUACUGGUAAAGAAGGACCUCCAGGAGUACAGGGCCCACCAGGUCCAUUAGGAAACGACGGCGCGCGUGGUUCUCCGGGUUUAGCUGGACCCAGAGGUUUUCAAGGUCUUCCAGGCGCCACCGGUAAUCCAGGUGUUCCAGGCAAGGACGGAGAACCGGGGAUACAAGGACCUCCCGGUCUGCCAGGAUUAGUCGGCAACAGAGGCGAGCGAGGAAUUCCGGGCGAAAGAGGACUUAUGGGACCUCUAGGACCUAUGGGUCCUAGAGGAGAAACCGGAGCUCAAGGCGUUGAUGGUCUUACUGACUUCCUGGCGCAAGAGGAUUAUCCGGAGAACCUGGUCAGAAAGGAGAGAGAGGAGCGUUCGGACCAGUUGGCCCUGAAGGUCCAUCAGGUAAUUCCUACAUUUUAUUUAUGUAAAGUCAUCGAUUUUUUUUACUUAAAUAUUACAGGACACAUUGGAGAACGUGGUUUACAGGGGGAAGUUGGACCUCCCGGCCCUCCCGGGGAACCAGCGGAACGAGGUGAUCCGGGUCCACCUGGUCUCAUUGGCGAACCCGGAGCACCUGGCAAUUCAGGGGAGAGAGGUCUUCAAGGAUUGCAAGGCUCGCCGGGUUUCCCAGGUCAACAAGGAUUAAUCGGACUUCCUGGUCUAAAGGGUGAUCGUGGAUAUCCGGGUUUAAAGGGAGAGCAAGGAAAUCCAGGGCUAUCUGGCAGUCCUGGCGAAGUUGGAUCACCUGGACCUAUUGGACUUACCGGUGCUAAAGGAAUUAGAGGUGAAUCGGGUGCGCGAGGAGAACCUGGUUUAAUGGGGCCACCUGGUAUCGCGGGACAUGUCGGUCCAGCGGGCCUACCAGGAAAUAUAGGAUCACCUGGUGCUCCAGGAUUGCCUGGUGCCAAGGGCAACGCGGGCGAUCCUGGACGUCUUGGAAAUCCAGGUCCGAUCGGUAAUCCUGGUCUACCAGGAGUAGAUGGAAAUAAAGGCGAAAGUGGGUCCCCAGGUUCUCAAGGGCCGGCCGGUCCUCAAGGAUCUCAAGGUCCAUCCGGCGAGAGAGGCUUGCCAGGCUUACCCGGCUCUCCUGGUUCUAUAGGAAAUAGGGGAUUACGCGGGGCGCCUGGUGAAACAGGACAACCUGGAAAACCGGGUGUAGAAGGUCCACCCGGACCUUCCGGAUUAAUAGGACCUCCUGGCCCGCCUGGUCAUAUGGGAGAGGCAGGACCGGAAGGACCAGUUGGAAAAUCAGGACCACCGGGAAUAGGUGGCCGACCUGGUGAUAAGGGACCACCCGGAAUAUCUGGUGCAGCAGGCCAGCCUGGUUCACCCGGAUUACCAGGGCCCCCUGGAUCUACAGGAUCUGCCGGGCCCGCUGGAGAACGUGGUUCGAAAGGCGAAGCGGGACCGCAAGGAGUAGAAGGUCCACAGGGUCCACGAGGAAAACCCGGUCCAACAGGCCUCGAAGGCGCAAAGGGCGAUCGCGGGGAAGAGGGACCGAAAGGGAUAAAAGGACAUCGCGGUUUCAAUGGUUUGCAAGGAUUGCCCGGAUCUCCUGGUUUACCAGGGGAAAAAGGUAUGCCAGGUCUGCCAGGAUUCUCCGGUAAAGAUGGGGAGCCAGGUAUUAGAGGUAGUCCUGGACGGGAAGGCAGCCCAGGGCCUAUUGGGCCUGCAGGGAAUUCUGGAUCAAGAGGUCCACCUGGAGAGGAAGGUCGUCACGGCUCGCCGGGUCUUCCAGGACCCCCCGGACCACCCGGUCCUCCUGGAGAAGUUGGUUUUGGUUACGAUACCGCGUCUUUAGCAGCAUUUUUAGCACAAGGUCAAACUAAAGGACCAGAUCCACUCGGUGAUGAACCACCGAGAAUAUUUAAUAAAGAUAUUACUGAAGAAGAACGAAGAGAAUUGCUUAUGAAAGCAUAUGAAAAACUAAAGUCAUCGUUUCAAAAGUUGGUGAAGCCAGAUGGUGAAAAGAAUUCGCCGGCCAAAACCUGUCGAGAUCUAUUCAUUGCCUACCCGGAUAAAUUAUCCGGCGAAUAUUGGAUUGAUCCAAACGAAGGAGAUGUCCGAGACGCAAUUUUGGUGCAUUGUGAUGCUGAGAAACGUGCAACUUGCAUUUUACCAAGUCCCGCUCGUUCAGCAGAGAUCACUCAUAUCACUGAUCAACAGGAGACCUGGCUGAGCGAGAUAGAUAGCGGCAUGAAGAUUACAUACAAGGCGGAUAACAAUCAAAUCAAUUUCUUGCAAUUGCUCUCAAAACAUGCGCAACAGAAUAUUACGUAUCAUUGUAAAAACAGCGUCGCUUACUUCGAUUAUGAGCGAAAAACGUAUAGAAAGAGUUUAAAGCUUCUAGCUUGGAAUGACGUUGAAUUGACACCACGUGGCAAUCAGCGUCUUAGGUACGAGAUGAUAACAGACGAAUGCAGGCUUCAUAAAAACCAUUGGGGUAAAACUGUGAUUUCAUAUGAGACGGAAAAACCUAUAAGACUUCCUAUCUUAGAUGUGGCUUUGCGGGAUAUCGGAAAACCCGAACAAAGCUUCUCCGUUGAAAUCGGCGCGGCUUGUUAUCAAUAAUACAAAGUACAAUGGUACGAUACGAUAUACGACUGUUAUUUGCUUACGAAUAACUGUGUCAUUUUCCGUUAUAUAAUUCUAAGAAAAUGUCUUCCAAUGUAUCUUAAGGAGAUGAGAUGAUAAUAUAUGUUAAAAUUUCAUUCUUUACAAUAAAAUUAACAAUUAAAUAUUAUACUUAAUCUGCAUAGUGGCCUGUAUUGUAUAUAUCGCAAUUUCUUACUCAAGUUCUCGAAUAGCGGAAGUAAUUUACAAAUACUUAACAAAAUUAUCUGUAAGUGAACUAUAUUAUACCACUUAUAUUCUAAGAAAAAUGCAAAGUUUAAUUGGAAAAAAUUGCGAUAUCUAAAGAGUGAUAUUACUUGAAUAUCAAACAAAUUUUAUCAGAGUGCUUGAAUAUUAUACACGAUCAUUAUCCACGACGAGCAGCGGAUAUCUAUAUAGAUAUCCAGAUGUAUAAAGAUAUUCGCGUAGUAACUUCGGAUUUAGUACUAUAUGCGCAAAGUAUUUUAUGCCAAAGUAUUAUAUUGUAUACGUAAUAAAUAGAUAAGUUUUAUUUACACGACACACACACAUAUAUAUACAUACAAUAUAUCGUGCAGUUAUUUAGGAAAACUAAAAUUGUACGUGUAUAAUUAAAGUUAUCGAUUCAAUAUAUAUUUCAGAAUAAUAUGGAAAUGUUUUGUAGCGCGCAAUUCUUUUGCAUAAAUUUAUAAUGCAUAUACAUUUUAC
Messenger RNA from Formica exsecta, 8885 nucleotides. RefSeq lists its product as uncharacterized. Gene Ontology annotation, biological process: sister chromatid cohesion. Lineage: Eukaryota; Metazoa; Arthropoda; Insecta; Hymenoptera; Formicidae. Gene Ontology annotation, cellular component: chromosome; cohesin complex; nucleus. The coding region runs from base 123 to 8156 and encodes 2677 amino acids. The transcript is spliced from 48 exons. The record is from RefSeq and is a predicted model, not a curated record. Gene Ontology annotation, molecular function: protein binding; extracellular matrix structural constituent; DNA binding.